Messenger RNA from Rhizophagus irregularis DAOM 181602=DAOM 197198, 655 nucleotides. RefSeq lists its product as uncharacterized. The record is from RefSeq and is a predicted model, not a curated record. Gene Ontology annotation, biological process: protein dephosphorylation. Lineage: Eukaryota; Fungi; Glomeromycota; Glomeromycetes; Glomerales; Glomeraceae. Gene Ontology annotation, cellular component: cytoplasm. Gene Ontology annotation, molecular function: acid phosphatase activity; non-membrane spanning protein tyrosine phosphatase activity.
UUAAUGGAUCGGUCGAUCGAUCAUUAUGAAAUAAAUGAAUUACGAUUUACUCAAAAUGGGUAAAUUUGACGCUCUCUCUUUUUAAAAUGUCAGAAAAAAUUAAUGUACUAUUUGUGUGUCUAGGCAAUAUUUGUAGAAGCCCCAUGGCCGAAGCAGUAUUUGCACAUACUGUUAAGAAAAAGGGUUUAGAGUCUCAGUUCAGAAUUGAUAGUGCGGGUACUGCAGGUUUUCAUGUUGGUGCAUCAUCUGAUUAUCGUUCGGCUCAAACAUGUAAACAAUAUGGCAUAAUUAUAGAUCAUUAUGCAAGACAGGUUGUAACGCAAGAUUUUGGAGAGUUUGAUUAUAUACUUUGUAUGGAUAAAUCUAAUUUAGCUGAUCUGAAGGAUAUACAACCGAAGGGAUCAAAAGCAAUCAUUAAAUUAUUUGGUGAAUAUGAUCCCCAAGGAGAACAUAUAAUUCGAGAUCCAUAUUACGGAGGAAUCGACGGAUUUGAAAAAAAUUUUCAACAAGUAACCAGAUGUUCAGAAGCUUUUAUAAAAAGUUUAAAUUUGGAAUAGAAACCAGGAUUUGCUAAUUUGCAUUUAUUUAAGAAUUUAUUUCAUUAUAUAGUUUAAUGAUCAAUUAAAAAAAAAAAAAAAAUUUAUAAAUUUUUUUU